Molecule: messenger RNA, 1661 nt
Organism: Schistocerca gregaria
Lineage: Eukaryota; Metazoa; Arthropoda; Insecta; Orthoptera; Acrididae
Product: juvenile hormone esterase-like
Exons: 10
Coding region: 1-1620 (539 amino acids)
Source: RefSeq, a predicted model, not a curated record
AUGCGCAGUGCGGUGCUUCUGCUGGUCGGCGUCCUCUGUGUGGGAGUCUCAGAAUCGGCACCUCGACCCCAGCCUCAGCAGGGGGACGACGUGUUUGCCACUGUGGAGACGGGCGCCCUCAGGGGUGUUGUGUCGACGUCGCUCAACGGCACGCUCUACAGCAAGUUCGUCGGCAUCCCCUUUGCCACACCGCCGCUCGGUGACCUCCGCUUCAGGGCACCAACGCCGGCGGCCAGCUGGACUGGAACGCGGGAUGCGCUGACCUACGGCUCGAGGUGUCCUCAGAGUGGUCGUGGCUCUGAGGACUGCCUGUACGUCAACGUGUACGUGCCCCUGGUCAACGACAGCUCUCCACUGGCCGUGAUGGUCAACAUCCACGGGGGCGGCUACACGACGGGUUCCUCUAGAUUUAGGAGGCCGGAUUUCUUCAUGGACAAGGGCGUUCUGCUAGUCACUUUCAACUAUCGCCUCGGUUCCAUUGGUUUCCUGAGCCUGCAGAACGACGACAUCCCUGGCAACGCGGGCCUCAAGGACCAGGUGUUCGCCCUGCAGUGGGUGAAGCGCAACAACGCGGCCUUCGGCGGUGACCCGGAGAAGGUCACCAUCUUCGGGGAGAGCGCAGGCGGCUCCUCCACGUCACACUUGUUCCUCUCCCCGGCUGCGAAAGGUCUGUUCCGUGGAGCGAUCAUGGAGAGCGGGGUAGCGAAUGGCAACUGGAGCGUGGAGCAGACCCCCAGAGAGAAGGCGUACCGCCUGGCGGCGGCGCUCGGCUUCCAGACGCAGGGCGCCAACGACUCGGCUGUCGCUGCCUUCCUGAGGGCCGUCGACCACACAGACCUCACCAGGGACAACAGCCAGGCCCUCUCAGACUUUGAGAAGCGAACCCACAAGGGGAUCGCCUUUUCGCCCGUAAUUGAGCCGCAGUCGGACACGGCGGUGGUCACCGAGUCUCCAGGGGACAUCCUGAGGGACGGCCGCUACAACCAGGUCCCCGUCAUGGCGGGCGUCACUUCUGCAGAUGGCAGCGUCAUUGUUGAAUCGUCCGGAAUCCUGACAGACGAAGCCUACGCAGCGGAUAUGAGAGAGAACUUCACACUCCUGGUGGGUUCCCAGCUGCCGUUGCCAACAGUGGAGGAACAAACCCAGGCGGCAGUAAAGGUGGAGAACUUCUACUUCGGGGAAGAAGGGUUCUCCGUGGAUAAUACCCAGGCUGUUUACGACAUGUUUUCUGAUAUGAACUUCAUACAGCCAACCGAAGAGUUCGCCAGGACUGUGGCAAAUACCAGCGACCUACCUGUCUAUUUGUAUUACUUCGACUAUGAUGGCUAUGGUGCCAAUGAAUACGGUAUGAGUCACGCAGCAGAAUCCAAAUACCUGUUUCUUUCAUUUGGGCCAAAAAUGGACCCGAAUUCUAAUGAUGGGAAGGUGAUUGAGCUGCUAACAACUCUGUGGACAAAUUUCGCGAAGUAUGGAGAGCCUGCGCCUGGUGGAAGUCCAGUUACAUGGGAGAAGUUCACAUCGGAAACUGCCAACUACCUGGACAUGAAGCAGGAGUUUGUCACACGGCAGAAUCUCCUCAAGGAGCGUAUGGACUUCUGGAAACAAAUCCUACAUCAAUAAGGCACUGUUUACGUUCGCUACUGCUCUGUACACUGUAUAUA